GUAUUUGAAUAAGGAAGAUGGCGGCCGCAGCAGUGGUUGAGUUCCAGAGAGCUCAGUCUCUCAUUAGCACGGAUCGGAAUGCGUCUAUUGACAUCCUUCAUUCAAUCGUGAGACGAGACGUUCAGGAGAACGAUGAGGAGGCCGUUAGGGUUAAAGAGCAAAGCAUCCUGGAGCUGGGAACACUCCUGGCAAAGACGGGGCAGGCUGCAGAACUCGGAGGCUUGUUGAAGUUUGUGAGACCGUUCCUGAUUUCCAUCAGCAAAGCCAAGGCGGCCCGGCUCGUCCGCUCUCUGCUGGACCUUUUCCUGGACAUGGAGGCAGCAACCGGGCAGGAGGUGGAGCUGUGUCUGGAAUGCAUCGAGUGGGCAAAGGCAGAGAAGCGGACCUUCCUACGACAGGCUCUGGAGGCUCGGCUGAUCUCCCUCUAUUUUGAUACCAAAAGAUACCAGGAGGCCUUGGCUCUUGGCUCCCAGCUGCUGCAGGAGCUGAAGAAGAUGGACGACAAAGCGCUCCUCGUUGAGGUCCAGCUGCUCGAAAGCAAGACGUACCACGCUCUCAGUAACCUGCCCAAGGCCCGCGCCGCCCUGACCUCAGCCAGAACCACGGCCAAYGCCAUUUAUUGUCCCCCAAAGCUCCAGGCAACGCUGGACAUGCAGUCAGGGAUCAUUCACGCAGCAGAGGAGAAGGACUGGAAGACGGCCUACUCCUACUUCUUUGAGGCCUUCGAGGGUUACGACUCCAUCGACAGCCCCAGGGCCAUUACGGCGCUCAAAUACAUGCUGCUGUGCAAAAUUGUGCUCAGCUCACCAGAGGAGGUUCAAGCCCUGGUCAGCGGCAAGCUGGGCCUGCGAUAUGCCGGGCGUCAGACAGAUGCACUGAAAUGUGUUGCACAGGCCAGCAAGAACAGAUCAUUAGCAGAUUUUGAAAAGGCGCUGACAGAGUACAAAGCAGAGCUAAGAGACGAUCCGAUCAUUAACACUCACCUGGCCAAACUGUACGACAGCCUGCUGGAACAAAACCUCAUUCGAGUCAUUGAGCCUUUUUCCAGAGUACAGAUAGCACACAUAUCAGAUCUUAUCAAAUUAUCUAAGGGUGAUGUUGAGAGGAAGUUAUCACAGAUGAUUCUGGACAAAAAGUUUCACGGAAUCCUCGACCAAGGUGAAGGUGUCUUAAUCAUAUUUGAAGAGCCUCCGGUGGACAAAACGUACGAAGCAGCCUUGGAAACAAUCCAGAACAUGAGCAAAGUCGUGGACUCGCUUUACAACAAAGCCAAGAAGCUGACAUAGAGCCGACUCCCCCCACCCCCCGCUGGCCGUGAGAUGGAAG
This is a messenger RNA of Poecilia reticulata (guppy), 1326 nucleotides long. RefSeq names its product proteasome 26S subunit, non-ATPase 11b (gene psmd11b). The record is from RefSeq and is a predicted model, not a curated record. Gene Ontology annotation, molecular function: protein binding. NCBI's taxonomy places the organism in Eukaryota, Metazoa, Chordata, Actinopteri, Cyprinodontiformes, Poeciliidae.